Siniperca chuatsi (mandarin fish) is the source of this 2416-nucleotide messenger RNA. RefSeq names its product Bardet-Biedl syndrome 4 (gene bbs4). Gene Ontology annotation, biological process: protein localization to cilium; cilium assembly. The transcript is spliced from 16 exons. Gene Ontology annotation, cellular component: ciliary basal body. Bases 32 to 1669 code for a protein of 545 amino acids. Gene Ontology annotation, molecular function: protein binding. NCBI's taxonomy places the organism in Eukaryota, Metazoa, Chordata, Actinopteri, Centrarchiformes, Sinipercidae. The record is from RefSeq and is a predicted model, not a curated record.
AGCUACACCUCCGCAUUCCACUGAUGUAUCCAUGGCAACAGCCUCUAGUGUUGAUCAUCCCAAGAUGGCGGACGAGGAGCAAGCCACAACGCUCCCAGUUGCGACUGAAGCCAAGAAACGUCGGGCACCUAAAGCUCCAGAACUUCCAAUUUUGGAGAGGAGAAACUGGCUAAUCCACCAGCACUAUAUCCGCAAAGACUAUGAUACCUGUAAGGCGAUCAUCAAAGAACAACUGCAGGAGACUACUGGAAUGUGUGAAUAUGCCAUAUAUGUUCAAGCACUAAUCUUGCGUCUUGAGGGCAAGAUCCAACAGUCCCUGGAGCUGUUUCAGAGCUGUGCCAUCCUUAAUCCCAGCAGCGCUGACAACCUCAAGCAAGUGGCCAGAUCACUAUUUCUUCUGGGAAAGCACAAAGCAGCUAUCGAAUUCUAUCAUGAAGCUGCAAAGUUCAGCGAGAAAGACUGGGAGAUCAGUCAUAAUCUGGGGUUGUGCUAUUUCUUCAUCAAAGACUUCAAAAAUGCUGAAGAGCAUCUAAACAUAGCUCUCCAGAUAAAUAAACACGACAAGACUUUCAUGAUGCUUGGAAAGGUUCAUUUGCUGGCUGGAGAAACCGACAAGGCCAUCGAAGUGUACAAGAGGGCAGUGGAAUUCUCUCCAGAGAAUACUGAACUCCUGGCAACUCUUGGCCUGCUGUUUUUACAGCUUGGAAAAUACCAAAAAGCUUUUGAGCACCUUGGAAAUGCCCUCACUUUUGACCCCAACAAUUAUAAGGCCAUCCUGGCUGCAGGCAGCAUGAUGCAGACCCAUGGUGACUUUGAUGUGGCCAUGAACAAGUAUCGAGUGGCAGCAUGUGCUGUGCCUGAGAGCCCCCCUCUCUGGAACAACAUCGGCAUGUGCUUCUUUGGAAAAAAGAAAUAUGUAGCUGCCAUCAGCUGCCUGAAGCGGGCCCAUUACUUGUCUCCUUUUGACUGGAAAGUGUUGUACAACCUGGGUCUGGUACACCUGACCAUGCAGCAGUAUGCCUCUGCCUUCCACUUCCUCAGUGCAGCCAUCAACCUGAACCCACGUAUGGGGGAACUCUACAUGUUGCUGGCAGUGGCUCUGACCAACUUGGAGGAUGUAGAGAAUGCCACCAGAGCUUAUGAACAAGCUGUGACAAUGGACGGAUCCAACCCUCUGGUCAACCUGAACUUUGCCAUCUUCCUCUACAAUCAUGGUGAAAAGAAGGGAGCUCUGGAUCAGUAUCAGGAGAUGGAGAGGAAAGUCAACCUACUUCGAGACAGCAGUAGCAACUUUGAAUUUGACCCUGAGCUAAUGGACAUGGCUCAGAAGAUGGGAGCUGCCCUGCAGGUGACAGAGAGUCUGGUGUGGACUAAACCAGGCAAGGACUCCAAAUCAAAACCAAACUCUGCAGCAGCCACCAAAACCCCCGGUGCUCCCCUUGGUACUAACCAAGCUCUGGGCCAGGCCAUGUCUUCUGCUGCGAGCUACAACAAGAACAUCCAGCUACCAACAGGAGUUUCCAAAUGCCCCUCCAUGCCCCUUGAGCCAGAACCUGACGUGGAGAAAGCCCCCAGCCCCCCCAGUGAUCCUCCAGGCUCCCCAGAACAUGCAGAGUCAGACAAGCCCAAACCCAAAACCUCCAAGAGGAAAUCUAAGGUGGAGGAAUGAAUUAGCUUGGUGGCUACAAUCUUUUACUUGACAUCUUUGUCAUAAGAUCACUCUCAUGUUAUGGAGGCAAAUUAAGGUUCUUAAACAGCAACCAAGCUAUUUGUGGUUUUCUAGCUCAUUGUAGUUAGACACGGAGCCUUGCGUUAUAGGCUUUUGGUUUAGGUGCACAGACAUUUCAUGUCCUACACAAUAAUUUACUCUGAAAAGGACAACUCCAGUGUGAACGUUUGUCAUACCAUUUAUUUCAGGAAUAUUGAACGUCACUAUAUCACUUAUCACCUUUUAAACCAAAAUUCUGACAUAAUCAAGUGUUUCAUGUAAAUCUAUGUAGAUGUGGCAGAUUUGGUGCAAAUGUCAAAACCAAUUCCAAUGAGUGUUGCAGUUUAAGAAUCUAUUCGACAAAAUGGUAAUAGGCAUUUGUGCAGUUGUUAAUAUUUGGAUGAGCUUAGCAAUAAGGUUAAAUGGUGAAUUUUCCUUGUAUUGACAUUUAUAAUGAAGGUAUCAGUCCUUCAGCUGGUGGGCAUCCCUGCAGCUAAAUAAAUGUGAAGGAAAUGCUGUGACAAUCACUGCUAAAAUCGGAGUACAGAAAGGGAUGUUUUUGAAUAGUUAGAGGAUAUUGCUUGUUUGUAUGAUAGGGCUCUUUUUGAGGGUUGAGUGUAAAUAGUGAUACAUGCUUUUAUAUGUGGAUAAAUGUUAUGUUUAUAGAGAGUCAUGUAUUUAAUAUUAAAUAAGAGACUUUAAAGAAAA